This is a messenger RNA of Hypoxylon fragiforme, 661 nucleotides long. RefSeq names its product Thioesterase/thiol ester dehydrase-isomerase. Bases 155 to 628 code for a protein of 157 amino acids. Lineage: Eukaryota; Fungi; Ascomycota; Sordariomycetes; Xylariales; Hypoxylaceae. Gene Ontology annotation, molecular function: fatty acyl-CoA hydrolase activity. The transcript has 3 exons. Gene Ontology annotation, cellular component: mitochondrion. The record is from RefSeq and is a predicted model, not a curated record.
UCGACAAUUCGACAAUUUGAACUUCAAGGUUCCAUUUAUUCUUCAUUACUACAACUCCUACCAAUUCAUCUCCGUGCUCGUACUCGCACUAUUUACGAGAUAUACCGAACCGGAUUUACGCACGGAUUUACGGACAGCUUGAAUAGCCCGAAUCAUGGCUCCAAGCAAAGAUCUUCGAAAUAGAAGUCGGAAUGACUACCCUUUCAUGUUAGAAUAUCGGACACGAUGGAAUGAUAAUGACAUGUACGAUCACAUGAACAACUCGGUCUACAACUUCCUCUUUGAUUCUGUAAUCAACUCUUACUUGAUGGACCAUUGCGGUCUGCAUCCGCCUACUUCAGCCCAGCACCCCUUGAUGGCCAGCACGCAUUGUGAUUACUUCGCGGCCAUCUCCUACCCCAAGGUAGCCGAACUUUGCUUGCGCGUAAACAAGCUGGGGAAAUCCAGUGUCGUUUACGAGAUCGCCUUGUUCGAGAAAGAUGUUGAACAAGUCAAGGCUAUUGGCGAGUUUGUUCACGUGUUCGUAGACCGAGAGACCCAACGGCCAAAUACCAACGGGAUGAAUACGCAAUUACGACAAGGACUACAAAAGUUGCUUGUGGAAUAUCCAGAUUCCAGCAAAUUGUAAUAAUAAUAAUGAUAACAAUCAUGGAUAUAUCAC